Molecule: messenger RNA, 841 nt
Organism: Nilaparvata lugens (brown planthopper)
Lineage: Eukaryota; Metazoa; Arthropoda; Insecta; Hemiptera; Delphacidae
Product: aminopeptidase N-like
Exons: 4
Coding region: 167-841 (224 amino acids)
Biological process (GO): proteolysis; peptide catabolic process
Cellular component (GO): cytoplasm
Molecular function (GO): peptide binding; metalloaminopeptidase activity; zinc ion binding
Source: RefSeq, a predicted model, not a curated record
CUCACAUUGACAACACCCUGCCAAGGAGUAUGCAAUUAGCAGCAUUGCCGAGUCGUGGCUCAAGCAAGAGAGAAUCCCAUUGGUCACUGUUACCCGUAAUUACAAGGAUGAUACUAUCUCUUUCACUCAGGAACCCUUCGUAAACAGCCUGGAAACCCGUCUAGGCAUGUCAAAGGUGGUCAAAAAGCAGUCAGCUCCUGAUGAGUUCUGGUGGAUCCCGAUUGUGAUGGUCAUCCAGCCGAAUGAUUUCUAUUUCAAUUGGACGACUGUGAUGCCAUCUCUGUGGCUGAAACCGAACCACAAUUCCACCUCACAUCAACUCGACAAGAAGCAGGACGUCAAGGAGAAGUACAUUGUUGUCAACCCGGCAAAUGUUGGUCUGUUCCUAGUGAACUACGAUUUGGACAACUGGAAACUGCUGACUGCGCGCAUCGACGAGAUGCCGGAGACAGUGCGAGCUCAGCUGUUGCACGACGCGAUCAGCCUCGCUUUGGCCGGCAAGCUGGACAUGAUCACCAUGCUGAAUGUGACCACUUUCCUGAAGCGGGAGCAGGCACCUUUGGUCUGGAAGACAUUCUUCCCUCUGGGUGAUAGACUCAGGAAGAUGCUCGUCGGCACAAGUGCACAGAAGAUGUUCGAGAGGUACCUGCAGGCGAUAAUCGUGCCGCCCCUGGACGCAGUCGGCGAGGAAGCCGAUCAGCAGUCGCCCUGGAAGUCUGACUUCCGCGUCAAGGUGCGCCAUCUCCUCUGCACCACCCACUUCCCCAUGUGCAUCGAAGUUGCGCGCCAUUACUACCAGACCUGGAUGAACCUCACCAACCCCGAUGACGGCAUGCCGUGA